Molecule: messenger RNA, 1705 nt
Organism: Cebus imitator (Panamanian white-faced capuchin)
Lineage: Eukaryota; Metazoa; Chordata; Mammalia; Primates; Cebidae
Gene: DLEU7
Product: deleted in lymphocytic leukemia 7
Exons: 2
Coding region: 371-1027 (218 amino acids)
Source: RefSeq, a predicted model, not a curated record
GUCCUUCGAAGGAGGUGGGGGCGGGGUAUCCCGCCGAUAGAUGCACCCGCACAAAGCAGCACGUUUUCUCAUCAAAGCGCUGAAGAGGGGGGAAGAACCAGCGAUCAGCAUUUCGCUGAUUUUCAAGUGCACACCGAGCGGCGCGUCAGGCAGCUUUGGGUCAGAACACGCCAAUUCGGAGUUUAGGCGAAGGCAGAGGCCAGCGCGGUCACGGAUUCCGAGCCGGGGGCGGGGUCGACCACACACGUUGUGAGACUCGCAGGCUGAGGAGUGCGGGUUAGAAAAUGUGACCCUGGCGACCCCAGCGCCCCCGCCUCCCUCGCUGCUGGUCCACCUGCAAGCGGAGCGCGCCGAGCCGCCAGGGGAGGCGAUGGCCAGCCCCGCGCCCUUAGUGGCCUCCAUUGGCCACCAAAUGGUGGCUCUGCAGACCUUGCAGCUGCUGCAGCAGGAAUGGGGCUGGGGGGAUGGUCCGGGCGCCCCUGGGAACCCGGACCACGUGUCCACCGCCCCAGUCCGUCGCUCAGGCCGGCUGCGGGCCUGGCAGGGGCCCGGGCGCCAGGAGCGGGGUGGGGGCGUGGGGGCCAGGAAUCGGGGGACCGGCGCGCGGGCGAGCUCCCCAGAGGAGGAGGUGGUGCGGGGCGCGGAGGGGGGCGCUGAGCUACUGCCCUUCCCCCGGGACCGCCGACCCUGCACCCUGGCCGGGAUGGCGAUGCGCAGCGCGCUGGCCCGCGUGGUGGACUCGACCUCGGAGCUGGUCAGCGUGGAGCAGACGCUGCUGGAACCUCUCCAGCAGGAGCGGUCUUUUCCCAUCCACCUGAAGGACAGUGUUGAGUUUAGAAACAUCUGCAGUCAUUUGGCUCUACAGAUUGAAGGACAGCAGUUUGACAGAGACUUGAAUGCUGCCCACCAGUGUUUGAAGACAAUAGUCAAGAAGCUGAUUCAGUCACUUGCUAAUCUUCCUUCAGAUGCCCACGUGGUAGCCUGUGCUUCCUUGAGACAGAUCUUACAGAAUCUCCCAGACAUAUGAGUGUUAAAGGCAUCGGGAGUAAAAUCACAGCCAGCAGUGUUAAGAGAACCAGAUACCUUACCUUCCUAACUGAAUCAGAGACAAUGGAUGUUUUUAUUUCCAAAGGGGAAAGACUUGAUGGCACGGGGAGCAGUCUGACCAGUGGCAUCUGUAGCCUUCAGAAUUAUAGCAUGUUAGUGAAAUUUUUUUAAAGCAAUAUUUCACAUUUUUAAGUAUAUUACCUAUUUGCUGACUUUUUGAUUGAAGUACAUUUUACUUUGUGGAACUGAUUUGAUUAUGUAUGUAUAUAUUUAUUAAUUAAUUCAUAUUAAGUAUUAGUUUUUAUUGAAUGUAUUUGUAUUCAUAUUAAUGUAGAUCUAAAGGGCUUAAUAUGGUUAUUUAUAUAAUUAAAGCACCAUGGUUCUUACAAUUACCUUGAAUAAAUGGGAUAUUUGAUAAUUGCUAUGUUCUAUUAAUGCUUACUGGACACUUCCUUUUAUGUUACAAGAGUUACCUUUGUAGGACCACAUGUGUCAGUAAUUAUGAGUUUACUGUUGGGCACGAGAAGAGUUGCUUCUAAACCUUGUGCUUUUAUAUACUGAUUUGUAAAUUUAAAGUGAUAGUGAGCUAUGAAGGACCAAUUAUGUAUGAUAUGUAAAUACAAAGCACAGUAUUAUUAAAGUCUUAUGUGGAAAUGUC